AUGAUAAACCUUCGUAAAUAUCAAUCUAUUAUAGUAGGUUCAAUAUUUGGUGUAGGAAUCGGUCUUUACGCAUGGCUUCCAAUGAUGGAGCAAUAUAAACGUGAAGGAAUUUUCGAACAACUUAUGUUGCAAAAAUCUGACAAAACCAACAAUAACACAAAGAAAGAUACACCCAUGAAAGAUGUAGAUGCCGAUAACCCUAAAUUAAUGAUGGUCCAAUCUUCGAAAGGAUCGGGGCUGGAUAGUAACGAAUUAAGGUCCGAGUGA
Messenger RNA from Cetraspora pellucida, 267 nucleotides. NCBI's taxonomy places the organism in Eukaryota, Fungi, Glomeromycota, Glomeromycetes, Diversisporales, Gigasporaceae. The record is from the annotation of a GenBank genome assembly.